Messenger RNA from Vespula vulgaris, 2181 nucleotides. It is a transcript of the gene Acat2, whose product is annotated as acetyl-CoA acetyltransferase, cytosolic. Gene Ontology annotation, biological process: fatty acid beta-oxidation. The record is from RefSeq and is a predicted model, not a curated record. Lineage: Eukaryota; Metazoa; Arthropoda; Insecta; Hymenoptera; Vespidae. The transcript is spliced from 8 exons. The coding region runs from base 630 to 1817 and encodes 395 amino acids. Gene Ontology annotation, molecular function: acetyl-CoA C-acetyltransferase activity.
UUAUUAAAAGGAAUUUACUAAUGAAUUAUUGUCGUUUGAGUCAUCGUUAAUGACACGGAGAAAUCGCAAUUCCACAUACACAUCUAUUUUCAAUCUCGUCGAUAAUUCCCGUUAUAAAUCUAAAACCCGUUAUGAACAUAAGAUUCUUUUAAAACAUGCUUCUCUCUUUUCUAUCUUAAGUUUACGAAAUUCCAAUGAAUUUGUAAUGCAAAUAUUGACUUUUGACUUUUUAUAAGAUGUGUGAUCUACUGGUUUCAAUUCAUGAUAAAUAAAGUAUCCUGGACUAUAGUUAUCUUAUUGUAUUUAUGAAUUAAUAUUUUGUUUUUUGUGCAAUAAAAAAAUUUGAUAAAAUUUAAUAAAAGUUCGAUUAAAGCGCGCAUUUUGAAACACAAAUCUCUAUUGAUAUUCGGUAACAGAAUAUUUUUUAUAUAUAUACAUAUAUAAUAUAUAUAUAUAAGCACACGCACGCGUUUUUCGUUGGCUUCGUACUAUUAGCCCCCCAGCUCCCGAUAGCUCUUCAUCGUUAGUGUCCACGUAGACUGUUCGUCCGAGAUAGUAUUCCGUUACUUGCGUUCGUAGUGAACAGUGCUCCUUCGAGUUCCUGAUAUUGAAAAAUAGUUAACGACGACAUGAAUUGCCACGACGUAGUUAUUGUGUCUGCUGUCAGAACUCCUAUAGGAAACUUUUGCGGAAACUUAUCUUCUUUAAAAGCAUCAGAUUUAGGAAGCAUUGUUAUUAAAGAAUGUCUUACAAGAGUAAAUUUAAAUCCAUCUGAUGUAUCUGAAGUUAUUUUGGGACAGACGUUAACUGCAGGCCAAGGUCAAAAUCCAGCUAGACAAGCAGCUAUCAAAGCAAAUUUUCCUGUACGUGUUCCUGCUUAUCAGAUCAAUAUGUUAUGUGGCUCUGGACUGAAGGCAAUUGCAAAUGGUUAUCUAUCUUUAAAAAGUGGAGAGAGUAAUAUUAUUGUAGCUGGAGGUCAAGAAAGCAUGAGCCAAGCACAACAUACAAUUUAUCUUAGGAAUGGUAUCAAAAUGGGAGAUUGUAAUUUUAUUGAUACUUUAAUACACGAUGGAUUAACUGAUGCAUUUACUUCUAUUCAUAUGGGAGUAACAGCUGAAAACAUUGCUAAAGAUUUUGGAAUAACUAGAGAAGAACAAGAUCUUUAUGCGACUUUAUCUCAACAAAAAGCAGCAACUGCUAUUUCAGCAGGACACUUUGAUAAGGAAAUUGUUCCUGUAACAAUAUCGAAUAAUAAAAACGAAUCUAUUCUCAUAUCUAAAGAUGAAUUUCCUAAACCUUCAACUACUAUACAAGAUCUAUCGAAAUUGAAACCAAUUUUUGUAAAGGCUAAUGGAACUGUUACUGCUGGUAAUGCAUCUGGUAUAAAUGAUGGAGCAGCAGCAGUAGUUCUUAUGACAAAGGAAGAAGCGAUUAAAAGAAACAUAAAUCCUUUGGCUCAAAUUAUUGCAGUAGCUGAGAGUGGAGUAGAACCAAGUAUUAUGGGAAUGGGUCCAGUACCAGCAAUUGAAUUACUUUUACAAAAAACCAAAUGGAGCAAAGAUGAGGUAGAUCUUUAUGAAUUGAAUGAAGCGUUUGCUGCACAAUCACUGGCAUGCAUCAAAAAACUUGAUUUGGAUCCUAAUAAAGUAAAUAUCAAUGGUGGCGCUAUUGCUUUAGGUCAUCCUAUUGGAGCCUCUGGAGCUAGAGUUUUAGUAACUUUACUUCAUGCAUUAGAAAGAAUAGGAGGGAAAAAAGGCAUUGCAGCAUUAUGCAUUGGUGGGGGCAUGGGCAUUGCCCUUGCUAUAGAAAAAAAAUAACAUUUUAUAUUCAUUAAUUUUAUUAUUUAUUAUUAUGAAAAUUCAUAAUUUUAUAUUACGCGAUUUUUUAAGAUCUAUAGAUGACAAAAAUUUCUUAAUAUCACAACUACCCAUUUACCUAUUGAUUGAACAGAUGAUCUGAUUACUUAGUGAUCUUAUAUUUUUAUAUUUGUUUUAUUACAUUAAAAUAUUGAUAUAUAGUUAAACAAUUAAUCAUCAACUAUGAACUUGCAGUAUUUAAAUAAAUAACUGUGAUGACUGACAUAACAUAAACUAUGCAUGCAACUGUGGUAGUUAAUAUUGUUUAUAAUAUAUAGAGAAUGUAUUGAAUAUAAUUUUAAAAUAUGGGUUGAUAUCUAUACAA